CUACAAAGACAAGAAUAAGGCAAAAGACUUUUAUUUCACUGUUACAUAUUAGUAAAGUACAUCCAAACACAACAUAAUUAUUUCUGAAGCGUCAGGUGAUGUCUUCCUUGUAGACAGAAAUCACAUGAUGAUACAUCAGUGAGCACAUUAUAUCAGUAAGUAUUCUUCUAAAAUCUGUCGCUGAUAAUCAUAGUAUAUAUAUACACUUACUCAAAGCCAUAAACUCAUUAUCAACAUCUAAAUUACUGAUAAUAGGUUAAGAAGUUUGGGAUAUCACAAAUAAUAUCACAAAUGUUUCCAUCAAAAAAGAACAUAGACCUCUGAAUCAUGCACUUCAUUGACAUAUACUCACAAUGUAUACUGCUCAUACUCACAAUGUAUACUGCUCAUACUCGCAAUGUAUACUGCUCAUACUCGCAAUGUAUACUGCUCAUACUCACAAUGUAUACUACUCAUACUCGCAAUGUAUACUGCUCAUACCAUGAAUACUGCUCAUACCCACAAUCUAUACUGCUUGUACUCACAAUCUAUACUGAUUGUAUCCACAAUCUAUAUAUAUACAUAUAUACUGCUCAUACCCACAAACUAUACUGAUUGUACUCACAAACUAACCGCUUGUACUCACAAUCUAUACUGCUUGUACUCACAAUCUAUAUAUAUAUACUGCUCAUACCCACAAUCUAUACUGCUCAUACCCACAAUCUAUACUGCUCAUACCCACAAUCUAUACUGCUCAUACCCACAAUCUAUACUGCUUGUAUCCACAAUCUAUAUAUAUAUACUGCUCAUACCCACAAUCUAUACUGAUUGUUUCCACAAUCUAUACUGCUCACACUCACAAUCUAUACUGCUCAUACCCACAAUCUAUACUGCUUGUAUCCACAAACAAUACUGCUUGUAUCCACAAUCUAUAUAUAUAUAUAUAUACUGCUCAUACUCACAAUCUAUACUGCUCAUACUCACAAUCUAUACUGCUUGCACUCAAUCUAUACUGCUCAUAUCCACAAACUAUACUGAUUGUACUCGCAAACUAUACUGCUUGUACUCACAAACUAUACUGCCUGUACUCACAAACUAUACUGCUUGCACUCACAAUCUAUACUGCUUGUUUCCACAAUCUAUACUGCUCACAAUCACAAUCUAUACUGCUCAUACUCACAAUCUAUACUGCUCAUACUUACAAUCUAUACUGCUUGUUUCCACAAUAUAUACUGCUUGUUUCCACAAUCUAUACUGCUCACACUCACAAUCUAUACUGCUCAUACUCACAAUCUAUACUGCUUGUACUCGCACCCUAUACUGCUGGGGGAUUCAAUAUAACCUAGAAGACACUCAGAGUGUAGUCUAGAAUACAUUCAAAUGUGGCAUACGGUACAUCAAACAUUUACAAGUACACAAUGUAUUAAUAGCAUACAAAUGCUGGUUAGAUAAACAUGUCACACAACAUGCUAAAUACGACUGGUAUUACCUUGGUCAUACGACUGGUAUUACCUUGGUCAGAACUUGUUAAGGAUCAAAAUUACAUAAAACGAAUAUGCUUGUUGAAUUGUCAGAAAAUGUACUGAGACUUUUCUAUGUUGCAUACAUUAUCUUCCAGUGACUAAAAGGAUAUUCAAUAUCCAUGGUUUUAGUUUUUACAGCCAGGUGUUUUUAAGAUAACGCUAUCUAUCACAGUUGUAGCUGAUGUUAGUAAAAACAGGUGAUAAAAAGUCAUAUCCAACAAAAGCAAUAUA
This is a messenger RNA of Pecten maximus, 1733 nucleotides long. RefSeq lists its product as uncharacterized. NCBI's taxonomy places the organism in Eukaryota, Metazoa, Mollusca, Bivalvia, Pectinida, Pectinidae. The transcript has 2 exons. The record is from RefSeq and is a predicted model, not a curated record. The coding region runs from base 398 to 1348 and encodes 316 amino acids.